AUGGAGCGCUACCCUGGUUGCUGCCAACUCAGUGAUGUCAUCUUCAACUGCAAUGCGACCUCCCCUCCUGGCCUUGUGCAAAACUCCCUUAAUGAGGCGUCUGUGCUCCUGGCUGCUUCCCUGUUGGCACUCAGGAAAGCAAAGGGCCUGCUGCACAAAUCCAUCUUUGCAGGCAUUCAUCUUUAUUGUUGCAAACUGACCCAAAGUACCUCUCUCCCUCCGAUGAGCCUGAUUGAAAUUCAAUGGGAGAAAAAAAAAAUGCCAGGAGAACAAUUUGUCCUUAACUAAACACAGCCUUUUUCUCCCCCCUCCCCCUCCCCCUCUGUGCAGGAGCUGCUGUUAGUUUGCUUCCAAGAUUCUCCUUCGGGCAAGGAUAAAAGAUUGGGAGCCUGAAUUUCUAAACAUUAGCUAAAUCUAGUGGAUGGACCCGUCCCCACACUUCUUCACUAUACAGCAUUUACAGUCAGAUGCAAAAUACUAUACACAAGCUGCAGAAGCAAUCCCCCAAGAAAGUAACAUGAGAUUCCUCUUCUCUGUUACAGGAGCCUAUUUCCUCCGGACAAAGCCUGCAUACAAGGCAAGGCUGCACCUUUUUAUUCUGAUAAACUGCCCUGGUCAUUUUAUUUUAAACAGCAGUUGAGAUUACUGUGCUAAUCACUAAAGAAAAUGCAUGCAUUCCCAAUAGGGCUUCUUACUGAGUUUGCUCCGUUUAUUUGAUAGGAGCAUAGGAAGCUGCCUUGGACAUAGCUCAUGUGGCUAGAGUGUGAUGCUGAUAGCACCAAGGUUGAAGGCUGCAUAUUCCUGCAUUGCAUGGGGCUGGAUUAGAUGAUCUUCAAGGUUCCUUCCAACUCUAGAAUUAUAUGAUUUUAUGUAUAUACCAAGUCAGACCAUCUAGCAAAGCACUGUCUAUGCUGACUGGUAGCAGCACUUCAGGAUUUGAGACCGGGGUCCCUCCCAGUCAUACUUGGAGACGCUGGGGAAAAAAUGCUCUGUUUCCCUGAAGUUCAGGGGAAGUAAUUUCCCAGCUGUCUUUCUAUGUAGUUUGCAUCCUAUUCUGCCCCUAGGUGGCUCACAUGUGGACCUCAUUUUAUCAAUCCUGCAAUGUAGGUUAGUCCGAGGAAAUUAGACUAACAAUUAACAAUCCUGCAAUGAAGGUUAGUCUAAGGAAUGAUUUACCCAAGGUCAUUCAGUGAGCUUCUUGCAUGAGCAAGGAAUUGAACCUGAGCUUCUUACAAUCAAAUCUGUGAUAGAGCCACUUCUGAAAGACACAAAUAUAUUUUUCUGGGAAGUUUGUGAAAAUAUUGCAUAAGAAUUAUAACAUAUGUCUGCCUUAGACAAUGUCCAUAUGGCAAAACUCUUGAGAGAAUGUUCACACUUUACUCUCUCUGGAAUUCUAAAGUACGUAGAUUAUGCUUCCAAUAUUACACCACCACAAAUCUUGUUGUUUUCUGCGUGUACACCCAACAUUCUAACCCAGUUUCCCUCAACCUGACACCCUACAGAUAUUUAGGACUACAACUGCUAUCAUCUCUGACCACUGGCUAUGCUGCCUGGGGGUGAUGGGGCUUGUACUCCAGAACAUCUGGUGGACACCAGGUUGUAGGAAGGCUGCUGUAGCAUGAAUGGUUUUGCUUAUGCUUCAGGGAGUGCAUUUGACAAAUGCUGUCUCCGAAGGUUUGAUGAUGUCAUCACUGUACUCUCAGUGGAAAGUUCCGUUGACGUUAGCCAAAACUGGACAAGGUCUCUAGCACUAGGAAAUGUUGUAUUUUCCUAAGGGUGGCCAACGGAGCAUGAAUAGCUUCAUAUUCACAGCAAACAUGAUGGUGAUAGAGAAUACCUAUGUGAGAUACAAUAUAUAUAUAUUUUCAAUCAGUCACUGGUAAUUCUAUUCUGUGGCUCCCAAGGCCUGUUUGCAAAAAUAUAGUAAUAACCUAUUCUUGCAGUUAGAUCACGAGUUGGUUGGACAGAAGGAGAAGAAGAGCAGAGCAUGAGGAGGUAAUGCAAGACAGUGUGAGGGCAGCAGCUGCCUAACAAUACUAGCACACAGCUUCACCAUUUCAUUGCAGAGCUUGUGAUUUGGGCCUCACAUGAUUGCAAUAAAAUCACAAGAGCAGCCAUCUGGGUGUAUAUGCAUAUAUUUGGCAAUCCACAAUGGCACAGUAUCUUCACAACAGUGAGACCUUCUGAUAGACUAAUCAAAAUGUAAAACAUAGAGGACACUUGAAGUCUGCUAGUGCUUUCACUAUACUUCUCCUCAUUAACAUCUCGUAUCAGUGUUGUGCUAGGCACUGUGCAAAACACAGAAAUUAUACAGAGCCUGCUGAGAGUUCUUGCAGCCUACAAUAGCCAGGCAUGACAGGGAUGGACAGAGGCCAUUGGGUAGUUGACAGUUAAGGCACAACAGAGGAAAUUAGGGGCUGCUGUGGUCCGUAUACUUAUGGAAGUGAAGUGCUCUGAAGUAAGAGACACCUGUGAUGGCCUCAGGAAUAAUCAAAAUAAGAGAUAUUUGUCAACCAACAUCUUAACUAUGGUAGGGGCAAAUAGUGGCACAUAAAUAGUGGCACCUUAACUCAGAUGGAGUUGCAAAAUGAGCCUUAAAAGCCAUGUUGAUAGAUGAUAGAUAGAUAGAUGAUAGAUAGAUAGAUAGAUAGAUAGAUAGAUAGAUAGAUGAUAGAUAGAUGAUAGAUGAUGAUAGAUGAUGAUAGAUAGAUAGAUAGAUAUUCAGACCUAUCUGUCUGUCUGUCUGUCUGUCUGUCUAUCAUCAUCAUCAUCAUCAUCUAUCUAUCUAGAUAUAAUGUAUUGCAAUAGGCCCCUCUGAAUCUGUGAGUUUUCUGAAUGUGUCUCAUGCUCAGACCAGUUUGUGCAAAGAAUUUAUAGCCAAGCUGGGGACACAUAGAAAUGCAAAGAUGCAUAGAACAACACUGUUACAAGUAACCAUAUUCUGUUUCUGACAGCAAUGGCCAAAAAGACCUGGUAGUAUAUUUUGUGACCAAAGACACUGGACGAGGAUGCUGGAAGCAUGGUGGUAGGUGAUGUACAGUUGACGACUCACCCCAGUAAUACCUCCAGCUUGCUAAUGAUAUUAAUGGAAUGUACCUAUGUGAGGAGCUACUAACCAGUCAUCAGGUACACACCAUGGCAUUGAUCAGGCCACCCCAUGCCUCCAACAAGACUCCUGCCAUUAAGAGAAUGGGGCUCUAUUCCCCACUCACAAUUUGGUUCCUGUUCUGCAGUGGCAGACAUCCUGUAUCUGUCACAUCACCUCCUUGCUAUUCCUGCCUUCCUACAUUCUACAUUCCUGUAACCUGAUACCUGCACCAAAUUCAUUGAAAGAGAAUAGAAUGUAAGCAACUGCAAUCUGGAUAUGGUGAGGCUGAAAUUCUCUCCACCCGCCUCCCCACAACUCCCUGCUCUGUCUCCACACAUACACCAUCAUCCAUUUGCAUAAACUAUUAAGCAGCAAGCUAAAUAGAUGUGGCCUCUUUAGGCUGUAAUCCAGCGCUGAGAUGAGCUAAGCGCACAGCACUUACUGCUCCAUGUAAUCAAUUCCAGUGCAGCACAUUCAUUAUCGUUGCCUUUAGCAUUAAUAUGUCUCAUAAAGAAAAUGCUCCCAUGUGUUGCCCAAGGCCUCAGCAGCUUGCUCGCUGCCCCUAGUUCUCUCUGAUUUCCGCCUUUAAAAAAAUAAGUAAAUUAAAAAGCAGCUCUAAUUAUUGUCCCUGCUUCCAUGGAUGCCAUUCAGCCACUGAUCUCCAUGUGUCAUCGCCGGGUUGUGGGCAGCUGUGUGAGGUGAGCUGGGGGCCAGGAACUAUGGGAUGAGCCAGAAGUCAGGAGCAAAGGACAAAAUCAGUAAGCAGGAUCACGGAGCUAAGCCAGGUGUCAAGACUGAAGAGCAAGUCAGAACUGGAGGACACAGAAGACAGGAUUGAGGUGCAAGCCAGAGGUCAGAACCAAAGGACAAUAUAUGAACACACCAGAGCUCAGAAAUAGGUUCAAGCAAGACUCAACUGGCACAGCAAGGACUGCGCCUUCCUGUUCAGGGAGAUCCAAUGGCCAACCUGUGUGGGCAGAGUCCGUUCAGGGCCUGAGGGUUCUCCACUGAGUAGCUAUUCACAUGCAGUUCAGUGGCUCACCACAGGGGGAGCCAUCCUGAUUCCAUGGGCAUGGCUUCCAUCGCUCCUUUCUUAUGUGGAUAUAACUUUCUGAACAAUGUCAACAGAAGCUUUGUGAGCGAUAUAUACACUAAUGUUCUAUGCAGGAUGCAGCAGGUGAUUUUCCAUGUCUGUCCCUUACAGAUUUGAGGAUCUGGUAUGCUCUAAUGUGCAGGUAACGUGCAAUCUGCAUUGUGCCAUGCACCAGCCCAGUCUUCAUCUGCUCUACAGACAGUUUUGGAUUCAGGGUUGGCACAUUGGGGAGUACUGAGGAACAGCAUCAACUUAUAGCUGCCACACACCAUUCUGUUUAAGCAAGAGCCACAUGUUCUAUUCCCAUUGCUACUGCUUCAACCCAAGUGGAGGCAUGAUUAACUGCACUCCAGGCAUGGCCAGAGUUGCAAGGCAUUCAUCUUAACAUGUGAACCACUGCUUUACCAUUAACCAAGGAGGUAAAAAUCAUGGGUGUCUCUAAAGCCAGAUCUCCUAUAAUAAGGGAGCAAAAAUUUAGGUGGCCAGAAACAACUGGUGCCUAGAGCAGUUGGUCCUGGUGAGUGGGUUGGCGAAGAGCCGUUGCUGUUUUGUUUUAUGGUUUUAUUUCACAGUAGUACUUUUAAAUCUUGUACGGUGAAUUGAAUGCUGGAUGAGUGGCAUAGAAAUAUUUAAGUCCAAUAAGAUUAGUAAACGUAGCAAUGUAAAGAUAGUGAUGAUUUCCAGGUAUGCAUGCCCUCUGCCAUCUCUGUGUUAGGUAGUGCCUGAAUAGAAGCCAAAAGGACUGCACCACCAUUACAACUGAGUGGAUCAGUUCACAGGCUCCCAAGAGAGGCAGGGAUGGGGUUCAGCAAUGGAAGGAAGAUGGACCAAAGCAAGAGGCAGGUUGUCACAGCCAGAGUGCAGAACAGCAAGGAAUCAUCAUCAUCAUCAUCCUGUCAUGGGGGUACUGGGUUGCGUCCCCUCAUAAUUCUGCACCUGGGGCCAUGGCCACACACACACACACUAUGCCACUGCCAGGGGGAGUCUCUGUAAGUUCUGCAUUGUUUUAGCUGCUGACCUAGCUCUCAUAAAAGAAAUAAAAGUGCAUUAGACAACAGCAACUAAGGUGUGCCAUGCCAGGGAUGUGUGCAAAGUAAGGAAUGACAUCAGUAAAAUAAAUCCAAAUGACUCAAUUUUUGGCAUAUUCAGUAUGAGAAAGCAGAAGUUGUAUCAAGCCACUAGCCACUCCAUAUCCCAACCAGAGUGGAGUUCAGUCAUGGACUUUUCAGUAGCACGGAGUCCAAAGUUCCCUGUCGAGGUGAAAUCUGGUGUGGGCAAAACUCAUCCCUGCCCUCGGGCUGCCCACCCCCUCGAGCUCUGGGCCACUGCCUCCCCAACAAGAAUCCCCUGGCAGAGUAAUGUAGGAAUUAAGGUAUCAACUGGUAGUUGCUGUGAAGAGCUCAGGGAGGGGAGCUGUGAGGAUAACAUUGAGUCCCCCGCCUCCCAAUUUCAAUCCCCCUAAAUUGCUUACUCUCCCAUUAGGCUGCCUACAAAUGUGGUUGCAAAAUUGGGGGGCCAUUUUUGCUCAGCUCUGCUUUUCAGCCUCUCUGUGAUAACAGGCUUUUAGUCCUCUGAUACAAGUAAUUCCACACAAUGGCUGGGAUCCAAACUCCUUCAGGUGCCUACAAAGAGCGUCUUUUAAGGUGCCUGUGUGUACACAGCAGCGUUUCCCACUUUCUUCUUCUUCCUGACAACAGGUCUUUGUGCCUCAUAGCAGGAUGUUUCUGCAGUUGCUUCAGUUUUGGAGGCAGCAACAUGGUUUAGUUUAAAAACUAAUGAGUCCCAUGACUUUUUUUUUUUUUUGAGAAAGACCAUUUAAAAUGUUUGACCUCACUGAGGUUUAGAAAUCUUCUGAUCUGCAUUGGCCAUUGUGACAAAACUCCAGGAUAAUGAACUUGAUAGAAUCAACACAGGCUCAUGCCAGAUUGUCAGAAUAUGUCUGACAGAGUGCAACAGAAGGCUGAUAAAUACACCGCUCUCUGAUUGUAUGAAUGGUUGGAAUGUGUUAUACUUCCAGCUAAACUAAAUGUGAGUACAAUUAACAUGAAAGCUUUUAAAAAUGCCUAAUAGCAGCAAAGAACGAGUUCAAGCAGCAUCAGGACUGCAGGAAAAGGAGAGGGAGACAUUAGCUCUCCCUCUCCACUGUGAUCAUCCCAUUCAGACUUGCAAACAGCAGCAGGGGUGGCAAUUUUUCUAGACUAUGGCAGGGGAGGAAAGGGUUAAGCUCUUCCUCUGCACUCUGAGCUCUUGAUGUUAGGACUCGCCUACAGCUGCUAUACCUUUUUUAUUUUUCAGAAAAAUAUUUUAAUUGCAUUCAUGCAAUUAAUGUCAUGCCUAGUUUAGCCCUUAAUCAAUGUCGAUCAGCUUGAGCACCUACACUGUAGCAUGGAGUCUGGAUUUCCCUUCUUGCUUUAAUUCUGGUAACAGAAUUAGGGUGGCACUGAUUUUGGGUUUAGUGGUCAGCGUUAGUCUUUGUUGCUGCAUAUUAGCAUGGAUUUCUGCGUACCAGGAAGUUGGGCUUGAAGCAGACAGUUAGUGGGCAGGAGUAGGAACAAUGGUCAGUUGAAGAAUUCUAGGAAGUGUCCAUUUAAAGGAUUACAAAGGCACUACCUUCUUCCAAGGUGGCAGGUUCCAAGGCCACUUACACUCUGGCACCAGUGCACUCCCACUGCUGGUGUUUGGAGCUGUGUAUACGCAAUAUUACCAACAAACCUGUAGCUUCUUGAGAAAUACUGCUGUUUGAUAUGUUUUCCCCUCAAAUUACCUUCCACCUGAUUAGAAAGCCACAUUCACUUUGCAGAUGACAACUUCAUAAAUAGGAGUUGGGGAGCUGCAGGUGUGGGAAAACCAAAUAAUGUGCACCAAGUGAAGACAUUUCUGCCUCAUCUCUGGUGUACAGAAAUGUGCAAAUGUGACCUGAAAUGCAGUCUGGGAAGGCGGCCGGGGUGGGGUGGGGUUUGACCUCGCUGUGUUUUAAGCUGCUAAUGUGUACAUAGCCCAAGUCUCUUAAAGCCGGUGACUGAUGACUUAAUCCAAAUGGUUUGUUUCUCAAAUGCUUUUCUGAGUGUUUUUACUCCCCUGUUUCUAGCCAACGCUGCUAUGCAAAAUUGCCACAAGUUCUUUUCUUUUCCAAUACCUGAUGCGUUUGAUGUCCGUUUUCUCGGUCUGAAGAAAUCAAUGUCUGUAUCAGUAGAUGAAUGUAUUGGUUUUGCCUCUCCAAGACAAGCCUUUUCAAACAAGAUGGUAUAUUCUGUAGCCACGUCAUUUUAAUUAAAAAUAUACCAAGGAGCUAUUCAUACCGGGGGCACAUGAAAGGUUUCAGCAACAUGCCCUGGAGCAGUUCAAACUUAAUAAAGUCAAGGUGGGCCUUGGAGGACACCAGGCUUGCCUUUGAUGGAGCCAAAUAGAUUUAUAACAUCUUCUAACAGCAAAGAGUUUUGUUCUUAGCAAAGAAUAUUUGAUGGGGUAUAUGCAACGUACUGGGAAAAGAGUCAUGGGGGUGGGGGAGAGGGAAAAGGAAGACUUUGUUGUUUUGUUCAUUAGAGAACUCAUCUAGGAAAGUGCGGCUUAACCUCCUCUUUGCUUAUACUGUAGCAUGUUUAAUUUCAAAACAAGACUGGACCAGAACACAAACUCCAGCUUGAUUUAUCUAGUCUUGCUGCCACCUGCGAUGUCAAUUUGAUAUCUUAGAAAGAAGGCAAAUAAUCUAGGGUUGGUUAGAAGGAGGGAAGAAAACAAUAACUGAUAAGAAUAUUUACUUUUUCAGCACAUAAAAAGACCAAGGGGAUGGCCAGUGAAAUUUGUAGGCAACAGGCUUUGUGACAUUACAUGACCUUCCCUUUUUAACCUGCUUGGCUAUAGCAGAGAGCACGAGAAAAGUGGCAAAUUCAGCUAUCAGUUGAGGAAGUAUGCUAGCCAUGUUUACAUCUUUGUCAGCUAAUGAGGCCCAAGUACCUUUAUACAAUAUCCACAGCUGCUGUGGCUUUUGCUUUCCUUUGACCGUGCCAUACUGUCCCUUGCAAAAAGCUAGAGAAGUCUCUCCAUUUCUGGCAAAUGUCUCAGUUCAUUCAAUCAAUAACUGCAGCAGAAAAGGGUUGUUUGAAAGCCUUUUGAUCAAAGAUAUCGUGUGACCACAGCACAGCACAUGACUCCCUAUGGCAUCAGAGAAAUUCAGCCAAUGGCAGCCAGAGGAUAUGACAAGUGGGAAGCUGACUCAUUUGAAGGAUGUUCAUGGACCUGCUGCGAAACCUUGAAGUCUGUUGCAAGUGUCAACUUCAUUGAGACAGCAACUCAAUCACGUUUUAUUGGAUUUAGGGAAUCACCUGGUAAGAGUAAGAUAAAGAAGACUGAACUAACAGAAAAGUGAUAGAGGAGAGAGGGAGGUGGACACUCCAGGAGAUUUGACAGCGAAUAAUAUUUGCUGUUCUGAUGGGUCACCAUUGUAUGAAAUUAUAUCAUUCUACCAAAUAUAUAUUACGCACACAUGCAUUCAAAGAAAAAGAAAACAGUAAAUAUUGUACACUGUUAUGGAGUUUUAAAUUUUAUAUGUGUGUAUUUAUUUGGCAUAUGCUAUAGUGGUAAAAAGCUUGGAGGGAGAACUGAGCAUGGAGGUUGGCUCAGGUGGUCUGCAUCUUAGCCAAGGCCCUGUCAACUAGGGCAUGAGCGAGUGAGAAGAGGAGGUCCUUGCAGUUCACAAUUCUCAUGUCUCAACCCCCAAGUUGCUGGUGGUAUGGUAGCAAGCCAAUCAGCAUUUCUGCUAUGUGUAGGGUGGGGCUGGAGAUUGAUAUUAAAAGCUGCUAUAAAGAAAAACUAUGCAGGCACUAGCAACCAAACCAAUGAAUAUGGUAAGAAGCGGAGUUGGAUGGCAUGAAAAAGGCUGGACAUAAUGAAAAGCAUAUUAGAAUAUAAUUGGGCCCAACUCUUAUCUGAAUGAAGCAACUGCAUAUUUGUACCGCUUCCCCUGAUUGAUUGACAGACUGCAUUGACUUGGGGGUGUUUCUGAGCCAAACCAUGGCUUAGCCCUGGGUAGUGCAGCAGGGCCGACGGUUCACCCCGUACAGAGGCUAAUGCAAAAGGAAUAUUCUGAUGACUGCCUUUGUGGGAGCACUGACAUUGCAUCAGGACUUGAACCAAUUUCACAGAGAAGUGGUUCCCAAUUAGCAAAGUACUGUUUCCAAAAGCCAAGCCAUGAACCCCCUACUUCUGAAAAUGUCGAUACCCUGUGGUUUUUGUUCUGUGAAUGGUGCCACCAUACCCGCCAACAUGUCCCAGCGCUAAAUUGGGCUGUGCUCUCAUGUGAGUUAUGUGACCCGCAUGAGAGCAUGGCACCCAAAAGAUGCACAUCUGGCUGCAAUCUCACACGUUUUUGGGCUCUGUGUUCUCAUGCGAGAUGUCCCGGAGAGUUGAUAGAUAUGUGCCACGGACCUCCUGGAGGACCUCCAAUUGGGACCACCCUGGAGGGCUGUGGAGUUGGCUGUGUGCUGUGCUAGCUUUUGUUUCUACAGCUAUUGUUGUGGCAUGGAAUUUGCUGCUGAGAGUACAUAGGACCACAUUUAUGCUAUGCCAACAUUAGCCCUAGCAUAGAGGGACCAUAGGAUCAUCCUGAAAACAAAAAUUUGUUCCACUGUAAGAAGCAGAUGCAUAGAGCUCCGAUUAGAAUCACACAAACGCACACAUAUAUAUGGAAAUAAAUAAAUCUGACAUACUGUCAAUGUUUAGAUUAUUUUUCUUUUCUUUCUUUACAUUUUCACAAGAGCAGGAAAUUAGAGGGAGCAGACAAUCAUUAUUUAAUGGCAGCAGAAGCUCAGUUUCAGAUGCAUAUCUAGGCAAAUUCUUCCAAGCAUAGCAUACCCCCCCCCCAAAAUAUGAAGUGAUUGCUGGCUUGUGAUUGCUGGCUUGGCAUAUACAUCACCCCUGAGAGUCAAAGAUAAGGGAAAGCCGUGCAGGUCAACCCGAACAUGAAUUGUUGAUAAAAUCUAUAUAGCACACAGCACCGUGGAUUAGCAUACAUGUACAGAGGAGAGAGCAAUGGCAUUGUAACAUUUAUUACAGUGAGCCAUGAAUGAAAAACAAGCAUCAAACAGAACAUGCACACUGUAUGAGAAGAACAGGCCAACAGGGAUUGGGGGGCAAGGGGGCAGACCUUGCUACCAGACAGGUAGCAUCAGACUUUGACAAAUGCGUUUUCAUGCCUGAAGUGAAGAACAAGAUGGUGCCUCCCUUCCGUUCAAUGCACGAAAGUCAGCUGAACUGACAGAUGAAUCUUACUUCAAAAUUGAUAACGGUAUAAAUCAGUAUCCAUAUAUAUAAAUCAGUAUCCACACAUAUAAGGGAAUUCUAAUUAAAAAUAGCACAUAGAUGGCAUCACACACCAAUACAGAUGUCUAAAAUAACAUCUGGACACUUGCCAUAUUACUGGCUUGGGGGCAGAGGUACAUUUCCUCUGGUUUAUACUGGGAUUGCUUGCUGAUUUAUAUAUUUGGAUUAACAUUUAGAGGGAGAUCUCCAGUAUAUGUAGAAAUGAUAUUGUAAUGACCCGCCCAAUUUUCAUUGUUAAAUCUCUGCAAUGGCUAUGUGUGUAAUUCAUGCUCAAAAGACCUCCUAACAUGGAUGCUGGCUGCAGCCAAAACCUCGAUAGUGGAACGGUGGAAAACACUGAAGGACGUGCAGUUAACACUUUGGUACAAAAAUGUGUGGAUACUAGUGAUUUCAGACAAGGGUACUCACUACAUCACAGUGGCUCUCCCAAAGGCUGGACUGGUUCCGUGCAUUAAAGAGUGUGUGUGUGUAUAGUUGCUCUUUACUAGGACUGUAAAAGAAGGAUUCAGACAAACAUCUGAGUGAUGCAGUCACUGAGUGUGGGAACCAGCCAUUUGACUUGCCUGGCGCUACCAAACAACACCUCCUGGAAUUCCUUUGCAAGGUGUGUGGUGUGGCAGGAAGAGGAAAGUUGUGUUCUUACACUUUGGCUAUGGCAUGUCACAGCUUGGCUAUGAAGAGCUGUAUCUCAGUGACAGGGCAUUUUCCUUGUGUAUAGAAGGUCCCGGAUUUAAUCUUUGACAUCUCCAGGUAGGCAUGGGAGACACUUCUAUCCAAAACCCUGGAGAGCCACUACCAGUCAGUGUAGACGAUAUUGGGCUAGAUGGACUUGACUCAGUACAAGACAACUUCCUGUGUUCCUAGGAACUUCAAUUACUUGAUUGACCUCUGCCAUCUUCCCUUUGGCUGCUCCUCAGGAGCCACCCAGAGAGAAUGACAAGAAGUGGCUCAGUCAAGAUUUGGUAGAAAAGAUUCAGGAUUGAGACUAGGGAGGGGGAAAAAUAUUGUCAGGAGAGUUGUGGCACCUGUCACCAAUGGAAGUGAGACCUUGCCAUUACAGGUGGUUAGGAUGCUGAGGCUAAUGUAGCACAAUGCUAUUUGUUGUUGGUUGAUUCUGUGCCACAGAUGGUCAUGAUUCUGAGGGUGGCAGUGACUUUUGGAAGAAAAAGAGAGAGUAAUUUCUCCUACCAAUGGUACAUAAAAACAAAAAAAACAAAUAAACAAGUCAUCACUGAAGGAAGCUUAAUUAUCUGGCAUAUUAGUCCCAGGGAGACUGAUUAGGAAGCAGGUAGAAAUAAUUGAUCAUUCAGUUCAGUAACUGAUUACUUUGUGCUGUAGUUUAUCAUACAGUUAUCUCACUACUGUUGGCUUAAUCACUGGACCCUCAUUCCAGAUAUGGGGGAACUAGUUGUAGUGACUCAGUGGAGAGGUAUAGGCACUCCAAACAUGCUCAGAGGUAUCCUACAAUCAGCUUUCCAAUAAAGUUGUCUGAGCUUAGGUAUUGAAUAGUAUGGUGGGCUCACACUCCAGAACCCUAUGAAACCAUGGGACCAACUUAACUAAAUUUGUAGAAUCUAGUCCAUAAACUAUAUUAUGCUCAGUGUUCUCUAAUUAUAGAUGGCUGUAUAUAUAACCAUGACUGGAUGUGUGAGACACACUAAUCUGCCAGGACAAAGGGUUCAAAACCAGUGGGAGCAACUGGGAUCUAGCUGGGAAAGAGCUGUUUUGGAUUGAGAGUCAGAACUACUACUGCUCUGAGACUAGUAUCAUUUGCCCAUAUGCAAUUCCUUCUGUGUCCAUAUAAGGCCUGCUCAACCUGUACAUUCCCUAAAACAGUAAAGUGACACUUACAAGGACAUGAUAAAUCUCCAGUGCAGGUGGGUGUUUCGAUGUACAGUUCUAGCAAUGUCAGCUUGAAUCAACAUCACGACUUUGACUUCUGCAUCAACCACAACUACUGCCUCCACAAUGAAACCGAAAGGAAGGAAAGCUGCUGGCAUUUCCACCUCCAGCUAGCAGGGAAUGUAUGUAAAUUAACCACUACCAGCACCAUGCUCCUGUAAGGCUGAUAAAUGGAAAAAAUAGGGCACUUGUCAGCCACCUAAUAGGUGUCUGUGAGCUCAGAUCACAAGGAAAUGGGCUGAAUGACAGGAUGGGUAGGAGACAUGGCCAGAUUAUAAUAGGGCAGUUGGAACAAUUACACAAGAGACCAUGCUUGCAGACUCUGAACUUCAUAUCUUUUCUGCUUUUUAAAAGUAAGUCUCUAGAUCUCCAGGAAGUAAAGUUAUGAAGCAAAAUGUGCAGCCAACUUUUUGAAGCCGUUUCUGGAAGAUGAGCCAGUCUGGCUGCUCAUACUUUUCAGUGUUUUAAGCCAGUGAGUAAAGUCUGAAUUAUGUUUGAUGAGUGUUUGAAUGCUAGGCUACAGGAACCGCCAGGGUCCUAAAGAGCUGCUAUUUCCCUUGCUCUUUAGUGCACUCUUCCUGCACUGCUGUAGUUUGCCCUUCCUUUCUAGCAACCAAAAUUCACAUUUCUUGUGGUGGGUUCAUUUGAUAUCACAUACACCCGAUAUUUUCAGCAAAUACUAUUGCACAAUAGUGCAAAUGGGUGUUCAAUAAUCCUCCUUCCCCACAAAUGGCAAAUGCAAAAUGUGAAAAUGUGGAAAGAGGUCUUGAGAUGUCUCCUGCUGUGUAGGAGAUGAACUCCAGGAACUCAUUAAGAAUUCACUAUAUAGUUAACUUACAAUGCAAUGGUAAACAUGUCUGCUCCUAAGUACGUCUUAAGUAGAGCUUGACGUAGGGAAGGACAGGAUUGCAAAAUCAAACAAUCCCAACACAACUGAAUUAUUAUUAAUAGAAUAAAAAUGAUUCCAUAACAUUUAAAAAUCCAUUUUCGUUAUCUCAGUGAUUUUGCCAUUGGGAAAGAACAUUAGUAAGUGGAAACAGAUUUUGUGUUUUUUUUUGUACUGAGAAGUUAGGAAAACUCUGACUGUGCUUUUUCAUACUAUUUUACCUAUAAGAGUAAAAUCAUCACUAAAAUGAAAGCAGUUCACACUGCUUUCCACAGUCCCCUAUGCCCAGUGGCUACAGGCCUAAGUUAAUCAAUCCUAGGAAUCAAUCCUUUGUGCAUACUUACUAACCUGGGAGUAAGCUCAACUGGGCACAAGUGAGACCUAUGCAUUUAAAAUAUACAGUAAACAUGCCAAUUUAAUAUUACUUGAAGCCUUGAAACUAUACGAAUUUGCAAGGAAGGAAUGGCAAAAAACAUAGUCCUUUAUAGUACAAAUAUGCAUUAAUGGAACUGAAAUUUGAUGCCUGUGAUUCAUGCACUAAGUCCCCCUUUGCAGCCAUUGAUGCCUCUUACAUCUUCACAACAGUGAAACUGUACUUGCUUAGAAUAUUUUUUUGGAAUCCACAGAAAUUUAUGAUUAAGACACACAUGAAAAAAAAUAUGUUUAUAUCAUUUAUAUCAGGCUGCUUCUUCUGAUUCCUUUGUUCAGGUAAAGUGAAAUAGUGCAUUUCACCUGAAUUUCUGGAAAUUAUGACAUGAGAUUUUGUGAACAUUUCCUGUUUUGAUCUAGUUCUGCCCCUUUAAGACCAAGCUUGUGUGGGCUUUGCCAAGGGGGAUCGAACCCAUGAAUACCUUGGCACCCUGCAUUCAGCUGGCACUGCACACGUCACUCACAGUUUCCACAGCUGAUUGGAAUGUUCAGAACUGUACCCAGCAAAUUGCAGCUUGGUGAGGGUUUCGGAGGAGAGAAUUUGACACUGAGCAGAUUAAGAAAGCUAUACUCACUGUAUGCCUGGAGCACUGGUAUGUUUCAGAGGGCUCUUCUUGCUUCCCAGAUUAAGAAAAGGAAGUGUAGAUACUAAUUUCACAGCAACGUGGUUGUUCAUUUUCUGCCUCAAAGAGCCUCUGAGACUUCGCCUUUAUGGGUAGGAUUCACCUAAUAAGCCAUGUCAGUGAAAGCCCUGUGCAAGGCACAUUGCACAAGUGGUAAGCCUUGUACACCCCCAAAACUGGCUCGAGGGGGUGGUGGUGGUGGGAGAACUCCCAGAACAGUAAAUGGGCAAUGCCAGUGCUAUUUUUUCUAGAAAAAGAGGUGCCAAAACUCACCAUGAACGCCUCCCUUGUUCUCUUAUAAUGGCAAUGGCACCCACCAGAGGUGCUGGAACUGAGUUCCUGUGAGUUCUGGCAGAAUAAAGGCCCUGGGCCAUGCCCUGUUGGUCGCACAAUCAAUGGAGCUCACAGCCCUAACAUAAUAAAGAGAAUGGAUUGUUAUUUGUAAGGAAGAGCGUUCUGUUGUUUCAGCCGUCACCUGCCUUCUUAAUGAAUACAACCCAGAAACAGGCCUAUUCUCAGUGUAGGCUCAAGGUCAGCAUCCUGGGGCAGCUACUGUGCCCCACACCGUGCCGCCAGCACUGUCACCUUCCCCAUGCCUUCCACAUAGGGUAGUUGGCUCUGUGAGCCUCCAUUUUACUUUCUCACUAUAGCACGGAACGACGCUGCAUCUGGUGCUCUGGAGUACUGCCAGGGUUGGGGUUUGGAUUUAAAUGGCAGUCUGAGGGUCCAAAGGCCCCCUCAAACCUGGAGCUGGCCCUGCCUGUCCUUCAUAUGUUGUUUAGCAAAACUGGGCCCAUUUUGCAGCCUUUUUUUUUUUUGCAGAAGGAACUACUAAGGGAAUUUUAUAACCAGCAAAUUCUCUUCCGCAGAGUCAACUGUGCUACAGGCAUGUGGCGUGUUCUCAAUUCCCAAUCCUCUGCUGUGUCGAAUGUUUCCAAAACUCUUGCAGUAGGAACAAAGUGGGAACAGGACACAGCUGGGCUGGUCCGAUCGUCCGCCAGCUGGGAAGGCAUGAAAAGGGAGAGCUGGCAGGACUGUUUUUCACUCUGUUUCAGAGUCUGACGUUCAUAAUGUGAGGAAUGGUUCUCUUUCAAAGGACAUGAAAUGGAAAUAUUCCCCUUCUCUUGGAUGUUUUGGAAAGUGGAUUUCUGUUUGAAAAACACCUUUUGGGGCAAAGAGGUUUUGCACCAAAAUUCUUUGCCAGUUCCUGGAAUUGCUAAAAAGCAGAAACAACUGGAGAAGGUCAGGAAAUGAAAACAGCUCUGGGACAGCAGAACAUUUCAACUUAAAAGCUGCCCGCUGGUAGAAAGAUGAGUUACAGAAGCAGAACUUCACUUAGAAAAUGUGGACUUGUGUAAAUCCCAUGAAAAAACACACAAACUGGACCUGUGAUUUAAAAGUGGGAAAGCAGCAGGAGGGAAGAGGGUAGGGUGGCCAUGUGGCCGACUUUAGGGAAGGUAGCCCACUAUUUGAAAGGCUGUCCAGUCCAAGUUUAAAUGAACCAUAAGAUGGGUCAGCAGGAAGGACCUUGAAAUGCAGACAGCAGGCAUACAGGUCAACUGGUCUCAAUCUUUCCCACUGCAGUGAUAUGUACUGUAUUUAUAUUUCAAAGAUAGCAAUUACUUCUAAAUUUGCACCUACACAUAUAAACCAGCAUAUGCAAAUAUAAUGUAAACCAGUGUCCUCUUUUUUACAGUAACCUUUCUCCUCUCUCUCUCUCUCUUUUGGUAAUGCAUGUGACCACUCUAGAAGAGGAUGCCAAGACCUAGGCCUGCCUGCACUCUCUCUACCCACAAAACUGCCUCACCCAAAGCUGCCUUUCUUCUGGCAGGCAUUACUUUUGAUCAUAGAGCUUGACUGAAAGAAAAGCUUUCUGCGGAGGAGGGUUUUCUUUGCAGCAGAGGAAACUGGGAAGCAGGAGGGGAGGAUUCAAAACUCGCACCGACCUCUUAUCCCCACGCAAUUGACAAUAUGUCUACUGGUCUGCCACCAUUUUAUCUAUGCUAGGCUCUUAGCAGAUUGGUAAUCAAUGCCCAAAGUAUGCCAACAUCUCUUGGCUUCCUUCUGUUUAUGGUGGGAAACCAGUUAAGUUACACACACACACACACACACACACACACACACACUUAGGCCAUGCACUGCUAAAUUUCAGUCUGACCAAGUCAUACUGACCUGGAAUCCACAUACACAUCUAGGUAUUCACAAUUUCAGGAUGUAUGUGACCCUUUAAAAAGGCCUCUCAAAGUGGGGGGAAAUGAUUGUGGGAAUGCAUUUUAGCAAAUCACAAGGAGAUAUAAUUGCAGUUUUUUUUAUUAAACAAAAAUUCUCACAGGACAAAUGUGGUGGAGAGGUGUGUCUUUCUGUGGCUUAACAGUCAAGAAAAGCUCAAAUGUGCAUGCCCAAGUAUGUCCCAAUGCUGUGUGUGGCCUGUGGCUCCCUCCUUUUGGAAGCUCUGUUGUUGCAGCUGAUAGCCAAUGCAGCAUUUACUUGCUUAUUGGGAAGCAAUUGCUACUUGACUUGUCAACCGUCCUUCUCCCUUUGCUAAAGGAGGCUUACUGUGGGUUUAUGUGUGCCAUGGGUUCACCACCCCUGCUGA
Podarcis lilfordi (Lilford's wall lizard) is the source of this 16935-nucleotide messenger RNA. The record is from the annotation of a GenBank genome assembly. Lineage: Eukaryota; Metazoa; Chordata; Lepidosauria; Squamata; Lacertidae.